Messenger RNA from Neoarthrinium moseri, 510 nucleotides. RefSeq lists its product as uncharacterized. The coding region runs from base 1 to 510 and encodes 169 amino acids. Lineage: Eukaryota; Fungi; Ascomycota; Sordariomycetes; Amphisphaeriales; Apiosporaceae. The record is from RefSeq and is a predicted model, not a curated record. The transcript has 2 exons.
AUGGAGAGAUAUCCACCAACCAUCCCGGAUGACUUGGAACUCCUAGUGAAGCCAUCCGUGGACGCCGACAAGCAGGGACGCGGGUACCAGAGACACGCAACCACCAAGCUCGCCAUCACAACAUGGAUGUAUGCACUCAAUCGCCAUCUUGAAAAGAUCACCGUCGUCGCAAUCAACCCCGGUGGUCUCAUCGACUCUCGUGCACUCCGCACCAAUACCCCCAUGAGCAUGGCUGUGAUGCAAACGCUCGUAUUGAAGCCUCUGCUCCCUCUACUUAGGUUUCUCAUGGGUCCAACUAUACGUCCCGCGGCACCAGCGGGUGUAGAUGUAGUCGAUAUCGCUCUCGACCCCAAAUUUGCUGCCGAGAGAGGUUUCUUUACCCUCCUGCAGAAGGACGAGAGUUCGCCAGAGAGUCGAGACGAGCAGACGCAGUCGAGGCUAUGGACCCAAACACUGACAUGGGCGAAGAUUAACAAAGACAACACACUCAUUCCACUUGGAGAUACAUAA